Molecule: messenger RNA, 1458 nt
Organism: Paramecium tetraurelia
Lineage: Eukaryota; Ciliophora; Oligohymenophorea; Peniculida; Parameciidae
Exons: 1
Source: RefSeq, a predicted model, not a curated record
AUGUAAACUUAGAAAUGCAAACUCUAAUAUGUAAAUCCGUAAAUUUAAAAUAUCUAAUGCAGAAUGAUUAUGUGCAAAGCGAAUUCUGUAGUGUUUUAAUAAGGCGAAGUUGGGAAAAAUUUAUAUCACGUUUUAUGUGGCUAACUGACUUGUCUUUUCAAAGAGGAAGAUUGCACACCAUCAAAAUAAAAGUUCAUGAGAUUACAAUCGAAUGAUAUUUUUGUCCAAUAGGUUCUAUAAUUGGUACCGAAUAUCACUAUAUUGAGUAAAUAAUAUUUCCAAUCCAAUCAAAACAUUCCUUUUGCACAAAUAUACCCAGGAGACACUUUUGGGGAAGCAAAAGGCAAGCGUUCCUACACUGUAAUUGCUGAGAAGGACAGUAUUAUGAUAGAGUUGUAAUUUGAUGAAAAGUAUUGGAGAAGCUUUGAAACUCGACAUUCAUUUCUAGAAAAGUUGAACGUAGCCAGCGAUUUACAAUUACUAAGUGUAUGUCUGAAAGAGAAACAAUUUAAAUAUGGAGAUUAUAUAUUUAAACAAGAAGAUCAAAGAAAGUGGAUUUACAUGAUUAUUUCAGGGGAAGUCAAUUUUAUCAACAAUAACACAAAUAUUUAUAAUUUGGGAGCACUCCAAAUAUUUGGAUUUGAAGAAUUCUUGAGAGACUCUCUAAGAAAAUACACAGUCAAAUGUAUUUCAGCUUAAUUUUGUUGUUAUGUAGUUGAUAGUUUAAACUAUUUUAAUAUAAUGCAAUUAGAGAAACUAGCAAAGGCAAGAAACCUUAUGAUUUAAUAAAUUCUAAGGUAGAAAAAAUAAGUGUCAAUAACCAAUAGAUAAACUUAAAUGCCUUAGGUUUCUAAAGGGAGUGUGUCCUAGCAAUAACAAUUAAACAAUUCUGAAGAAAAGAAUAGUUUUUACAAUUUAUAUUGGUCAAAGGAUUUGUCUGAAUUGCCGAGAUGGAAUUUGGAAUAACUGACUAGAGAUGCAGGAGCAUCGCCAGGGUAGGGGAUAAUCAAAUCGAAACAAUAUAAAACACCUAUUCUUGAUUAAUCGUAGGAUGGUAGUUUAUUGAAUUCGAGAAGAAAUUCAAUAAAGCCAUGUUCAGUUUUUGAUGUUAAUCCUGUUCAAAAUGGAAAAUUGAUUAGAAGUUAUAUCAAAAGGAUGAGAGCUGAAAAGUAUUCUGAAUAUCACGCCUGUUUAAAGGGAAAUUGGGAUUUAUUUAACGUGUCAAAGGUGUCUCAACAAUACUCAGCUCCCAAGAAACAAUAAACUUCAGUUCCGAAUACUUAGAGUUACUCUAAGAGACAAUAAGCACUUAAAUCGAAUCUGACUUAAAUGAACUCAAUCUAUGUAGAAGAUUUCUCCAAUUCUCCUGUAAAAAUCAUCUCAGAUUAGCAAAAACUCAAAAAUGAUAAGUAGAGUAAAGAAAUGUCAACGAUGACUAUUCAUCCAUUCAAAAUUUGA